This is a messenger RNA of Haplochromis burtoni (Burton's mouthbrooder), 2451 nucleotides long. RefSeq names its product KATNB1-like protein 1. Lineage: Eukaryota; Metazoa; Chordata; Actinopteri; Cichliformes; Cichlidae. The record is from RefSeq and is a predicted model, not a curated record. Gene Ontology annotation, molecular function: microtubule binding. Gene Ontology annotation, cellular component: nucleolus. The coding region runs from base 128 to 1057 and encodes 309 amino acids. The transcript has 10 exons.
CAGCUGAAUCAUGAAUAGGCUGCUUUAUUCUCCAAUGAUGGGCGGUAUCUACCGCCGGCUAGUUGCGUAAAAAGAAUCAAAGUGUUUAACUGUCAUAUCUCUGUUUGGAGAAGCAGCGCAAAAUAUAAUGGACCCCAACACUGAAGAUGCAGAGAGCCAAAAUGUUGAGGAUCGCUUGCAUCAUGAUGCAGCACAGUACAAAGUGAGCUAUCCUAAAGGGAGAAACACAAAACAGGCGGAUGAUGCUGCAAAUGAAGAGUGCAACAAAAAGAGAUACCCGGUUAGCCGCUCUGGGAACAACCCAGGCAGAGUGAAGCGGGUAGUGUCAUGUAAAAGGAAGACUCAUCAUCUGACUGUGGCUCGAAGAAAGCAGCUUGGGUCUGGGAGAACUUGUGAUGCUGCAAACAAGGAAAAUGAAACAAAAGUCUUGCAGGGCACACAGCAGGAUAUUUUCAGUAUGGACCCCUGGGAUUUCCCAUUUCAUGUCAAUAAUAUCAAUAACAACCAAGGAACUGAUAGAACUGGUUGUGAAGAGGCUGACUACUGUGUACUGACUGAGCUCACGAGGGAUCACAACACACUGACUGACGUGCUUUUUGGAAGAAAUCUAAGACUCAAAGUGGCUUUAACGUUGUGGCAGAGAAAUGUUGGAGAGCUGCUGACAUACUUUCUGAGAAUCCAAGAUACUGGUGUGUUUGUUGACUUUCUCCCCCUCAUAAGCAAAUGCAUCGAUGAGGAUUCUUCAAAGAUAACCAUCGGCUGUUGUGUCGACCUCUUUCCUUUAGUUAGCAAAGUCCUCAGCAGUCAAUAUGAAGAGCAUCUUACUGUUGGCCUAAAGUGGGUAAAUUCAGUUUUAAAAAACUGGUGGGAGGAUCUAAAAGAUAGUGGCUUCAGUGGCUCAACAAACUCUCUGCUGGAUGAAAACUUUCAAGUUUUUAAUCAGCAGUUAUGCGAAUUGUGGCAGCAGGAACCCUUUUUGAAGUCUGUUCCAGGACCUGCAGGAGACAUGGCAAAGGUCAUCGAUUCCUUCCUGUCUAAACUCACAUGUCAGCAGUGAAGAUCCUGAACGCAUCGUUCUCCGUUAACAGUUCAAUUCAAUUUUAUUCGCCUCAGGGCGCAUGAACAGUCUCCUUAGUUUUGAAAGUGUUAUUCAUAGCAGCUGCUGACGUUUGCACUGACUGGCUCUUAGUGUGGGCUGGAUGUAUUUGCAGAGCAGCUUAUUUUAAUUUCUCUUAAUUCUUAAUUUCUCUCUUAAGUAGCAAAGUAGUAUUUUGUAAAUAAUUAUCCACUUAUUUUCACAACGCAGAUAUUGUGAUGACUGUAAGAUUUUUGUCCUUUUAACUGCUUCAUUAAUGAUUAACACUUUUUUGUCAUUUGUGAUUGAUAUUAUAAUGAUAUGUUACAAAAACACUAAAAAGGGAUGCCACUAAUAUUUCUGUUUUAUGGCUGCAAAAACAACAAUUGCAUCUUCCGUAAAACUGUACAUGACUGUCUUUACCUUAAGUUGAACUACUCUUGAACUAAACUGUCAGAUUACAAGCAACACUCUUUGAAAAAGGUCAACUAACACUAAAGAACCAGAUGUUUCUGGCUCUUUAGUGUUUAUGCUUCUGAAAUGGGUAAAAUUUGAAGGCAAAAACAAUCAGCAGAAUUCACAUGGGGAGGAAAGACUGAUGGAUGUUACAUGACAUAAAGAAAUAAAAGAGAUCAGAAUUUAUAAAGAGGUAAUUUAAUCAAUUCUAUGUGUAAAAUGCAAUGAACAUGCUUCAGUUCUGUGCAGCGUGCUAACUCAAAAAUGAAACCGUACUCUGUGUACUACUCUAAUACCUCUGGAUAUAUACAAGUCCUAUGGGGCAGUUUUUUUCCCUCAUACAUAUCCCAGUGUCCAACAAAUAACAAGGGUCUAAACUACUAAUGAUACAGGAGGUUACAGAAUCACCAAUGUUAAGUACUGUAGCAGAACACAACGCUUGUUAGAUAUAAAUCAAGAUAAUAGGCUUGUGUUGAAGCAGAGGGCAAACACCAGUUGAGAUCAGGGGCUUUCACACUCCAAUUAACCCACAAAAACACUCAAUAGGAGGAGGAGUGAAAUGAGCAAAGGCUGAACCUUUAGAGUUCAGUCUCAGCUGGACUUUAAACCUCAUUCACAGUUGAAGUGAUUUAAGUAAGGCAGAGAUAUGUGUUUAAAUGUGGGUUUUAUCUCACUUUGCACAGAUAAGUCGAGGACUGGUGUCUAUCAUUUUAAGGUGAACCUGAGGAUAAAGUCCAACUCUAGCUAGGCACAGGCACUGCAAUUCAGUCUCUCAAUCCGAACUCAGCUGUCGGCCAUUGUGUUUGUGUUUCUGCUGCUUGUCAUUCGAUCAGAGGAGACAAAUACAGAGUGGGAGACGGUUCUGGUACAGACAACACAUUUCUACACUGUGUUUCAGGACACAGGUGGCUCUACUUAAU